Messenger RNA from Gymnodraco acuticeps, 1911 nucleotides. It is a transcript of the gene hdgfl3, whose product is annotated as HDGF like 3. The coding region runs from base 198 to 806 and encodes 202 amino acids. The transcript is spliced from 6 exons. The record is from RefSeq and is a predicted model, not a curated record. Gene Ontology annotation, cellular component: nucleus. Gene Ontology annotation, molecular function: double-stranded DNA binding; transcription coregulator activity. Lineage: Eukaryota; Metazoa; Chordata; Actinopteri; Perciformes; Bathydraconidae. Gene Ontology annotation, biological process: regulation of transcription by RNA polymerase II.
UACACCUGCCUUUGUGCGUAAAAGGAUAGCCCUCUCACAGGCCCCGUUUUCCGCGUUUUUUUAUUAUUUAUUUCCGUGUAAACUGCAGUCUUCAUAUUAAAAACACUGAUGGUCGAUAAUGUAUCCCUGCGUUGAGGGCCCCGGGGAGAACUGCAAAGGUUUAUAGAUCCACCUCAGACCUGUUUCUAUCCGGCGACAUGGCUCGACCACGGCCGCGGGAAUACAAGGCAGGAGAACUGGUUUUCGCGAAGAUGAAGGGGUACCCGCACUGGCCGGCGAGGAUUGAUGAGCUUCCAGAAGGAGCGGUCAAACCGCCCGCCAACAAGUACCCCAUCUUCUUCUUUGGGACCCAUGAAACUGCAUUCUUGGGCCCGAAGGAUCUUCUGCCCUACAAGGAGUACAAAGACAAAUUUGGAAAGUCCAACAAGAGGAAAGGCUUCAACGAGGGCCUGUGGGAGAUCGAGAACAACCCCGGAGUAAAGUUCACAGGAUACCAGUCCAUCCAACAACAGUGUUCAGAAGAGGGUGGGAACGUGGCUGACGGCAGCAGUGAGGGUGAGGAGGGCGACUCUUUGGAGGAGGAAGAUGACAAGGACAAACUGAAGGGGGACAAGACCGGAUCCAAACGGAAAAAGACUGCCACCUUUAAGAAAUCCCCCAAGCUGUCGCGGAUCUCAUCAGGACAGGACGACCUGGAGAAGGACGGGAAAGAUGAGGACCAGAAGAGCGGCUCAGAGGGAGGAGACCCCGACAACGACAUCAUCCAGAACACCACCGACAGUAAGCUGCUCCUAGAAGAACAUUAAGGGAAGAAAGCCUGAAGGAGAAACCAUACUUUGUACGUGAAUCUACAACCUGAUUUUUGAUCAGCACCAUCUACUGUGUGCCAUGGUCACCUCCAACUCCCGGCUGACCCUCCUGUAAGUGAUUGGAUGAAACAUCCAUAAACACUGCCACUGGUGUCAGUCAUCCUAAGGAUGCCUGGGAAUAACUGGGCUUCAUGCUAAGGGCUGUGUCAGAAAUCAAAGCAAAGCCUUUCUCACCUCUCGGAAAUACACUGAUUAGGAAUUGUAAUCACUUUUAUCCAGCAACUAUUUCAUUAUAAGAUAUUGUUAACAACAUGUGGAAAAUAUUAUAUUUAAAGGGGCAUAAGUACAUAACUUGAACUAUUUUGUGUUUUAUUGGCAGCAGAUAUAGAGCCUUUUCUCUACCAGGCUCAGACUUUGUAGCCCAAUCAGAAUAUCAUUGUUUGAAAUUGUGGGUAUGCCCCUUACAGUAUCUAACCGUGGGAAGUCAUUGUUGGGUGGUUGGCUUCCUUUCCCCUUUUUAAUAACAGCAAUAGUUAACCUAAAUCUGUUGCUUCACUGGAAAACUCGAUUGAGAUAUAUAAUACAAUAGUUUCCUGAUACCCCUUUUCCAGUGAGCCAGGGCCGGGUCGGAUCCAGUGACCAAUUGCAAAAUAGUUUUCGUUGUUCUCGGCCCCAAAAAUUGGUUCAACUUAAGCAGCGACUAUUUGCUCGGCAAGAUCCAAGAGCUGCAUAGGUUGGAGUCUGGGGCAGCUCAUGGCGACAGUAGAAAGUUGUUAAGUUGUGUUAUGUAUGUUGGCUCUACAUUUUGUAAUUAAAUUUUCAGAUAGCUUCAAUGGCUAGGCUAACAUUAUGGGGUGUCAAACUCAAAUACACAGUGGGCCAAAAUAAUAAAAUGGGUACUAGUGGAGGGCCGGACUGGUUCAAUGUUUAUUGCAAAACUUAUUGAAAUGAACUUAUUGCACAUAUUAAACCUGGAACAAAGCUUCAAUGAUUGCCUAUAAAAACAACAUUAAAUAAUCAGUUGCAUUCAUUUCUUAUGAAUGCAACUAUCUGCAGCUUUUCCAGAGUCAUUUCUUACGAUUAGAUUUCUCCACAGGCCAAC